This is a messenger RNA of Torulaspora delbrueckii, 5091 nucleotides long. RefSeq names its product Hkr1p (gene HKR1). Gene Ontology annotation, biological process: cellular bud site selection; osmosensory signaling pathway via Sho1 osmosensor; fungal-type cell wall organization. The record is from RefSeq and is a predicted model, not a curated record. Bases 1 to 5091 code for a protein of 1696 amino acids. Gene Ontology annotation, molecular function: osmosensor activity. The transcript has a single exon. NCBI's taxonomy places the organism in Eukaryota, Fungi, Ascomycota, Saccharomycetes, Saccharomycetales, Saccharomycetaceae. Gene Ontology annotation, cellular component: cell surface; site of polarized growth; plasma membrane.
AUGAAAUACCAUCAGCUGGUACGACUGGUGUUAAUCAUAUUCGCCAUCACAUCAUCAGUACGAGCACUCCCGUCUUCCAAUGCAUUAGAAGAGAAGACUGGCAGUACAGAGCAGAACAGAGAAACAACUAAUAGCUUCUCAGGCGACGCUUAUACUAUUCAAUCGCCCAGUCAUACAUCAAAUUUACAAACUGGCACCUCGGAUAGGAGCAGCAGCAAUAAGAUUGAUUCGAGGAGUGGGACUACUAGUGUAAUAGCAAACUCUGCAGAUAAAAGCUCAUCAGCACCUGGGGAUGCGAACGACCAAAAGGUCGGCAGUGAAAGCGAGAGCUCGCCGACAACAUCGACACAAUCUGAUAUCCCGACUACGUCACAGCUCUGGUCCGAAGCUUCCAAAUCAAGCUCUGUCAAACCUGAGGUCAUAUCAUCAUCACAGCAAAAAACUGAGACUACUUCUCUUAGCAUACCAAGCUCUACAUCUUCAAUAGGAACUAGUUUAUCAUCUGCCAGCGAUAGGGCGGUCGGUUCAACCAACUCAGGAGGGUCCAGUAAUACUUAUGAUAAAAAGACAUCAUCUCAAACUGUUUACACAAUCUCAAGUGACACCGAAACGAAAUUAAGCAACACUCCGACGACUAUCCAAUCCAGUUCCACUCGAAGUGGAAUUUCGAGCGACAAGAAUUCUGGUAUCUCAGCGGGAUUAACCAGCGAUUCCUCAGUCAAAGCUAGUUCGUCGACUUCCUCGACUUCUGAUCAACUUGCGCUUCAGACCUCCAAGUCGCAAGACAUCAACACGAUCUCAUCUUCUUCCGGAGCACCUACCAGUUCACCUGCUAGUUCAUUUACAGCACUUUCGGAUACGACAUCUACCACCUUCAGCGAUUCAAAACCAGCCCUAAUAACGGGGCAAUCUUCAUCGUUGAGUACCGAUACACCACCACUGGCCUCUUCUAUCAGCAAUACUCAGUCUAGCCAAAACAACAUAGCCGACGAUACUGACCGUAACGAAGGCACUUCCUCAAAGAUCACCACAAACUCAGAAACUUCGCCCGCACUGAACACACAAAAUGUUGUAACCAUUAUCCCUACUGAGAGCAAGUCCACAUUAACUAUCAACGAUACCCCACUAACCUCCUCUUCACAAAGUACGAGGCCCACUUCCAGCAUCACAGAUGAGUUAACCUCAUUGACUUCUACACCAGCAUCAACGGCUUCGAGUGAUUCGACAACAGCUUCUGGCUUCAGCUGGGACAAUCCUUUCGCAAACGAACUAUUUGUCAAUCCCAGUACCACCUCUGAUGCAACGCAGUCCACUGCGUCUAACAGCGAUACCCUAGUGGGCUCUACAUCCUCUAGUAGCGCUAUCUCUGUCACUCCCACCUCACCGACUAGUGCUGACCAAGCUACGACCUCUACAGGACAUCAACUGACUUGGGAUUCAUCGAGUCCUACUCCAACAUUCACGGUCCCCACUGACACAACGAUUUCGAGUAGCGAGCCUGAAAUCAGCUCCGAGAGUAGUGGGGAGUUCAAGUCUACUUCCUCCGAAGAGCAACCCACCUCUUCCUCUACUGGUGAACAGUCCAGCUCCUCUAGUAUUGAUACCUCGAUUACUUCCUCUCCAAUAGACAGUGCCGGGGAAGGCGAGCAAACCUUCUCGAAAAGCAGCAGCGAACCAGGGUUCGACCAAUCUACUUCUACGCCUACAACUACGGUCGUAAUUGAUGUAUCAGGCUUCAGACCUCUUACUUUUUUUUUUUCAAGCUCGGAAAGCUCUUUAGAAGUAAGUCACACAUCUAGCUCUACCUUUAAUGAGCCAGAUACAGCUUCAACCAUGCCUUCAAACUCAUACGGUGAAGGAACAUCCACUUCGCUCACAAGUGAUACCUCAGAGAGUUCCGCUCCAGAUUGGGAUCCGAGUUCCUCGACUAUGGCGACACCGCCCUUGAGUAAUAGCCAAUCAACAUCUGACGAUUUUGAGCAAAGCACAACCGAAUACUCAGGUCCUUCCUCCACUACUUCUACCCCGGAGGUUCCAAUUAUUACACUAACGUCAUCGAGUGAACCAGUUUACACGUUAUCUACUACUACGCCUUCGUCCAGUUCAAUAUUGACACCUAUAACCACGGAUGCAACAAGGGACUCCAGCAGUGUACUACAAACGAAUUCAGCCAACACAAUUACAAAUCCAAUCUCUUCCCUUUCGUCAUUUGGACAAUCCUCUCAAGAAUAUUCUGGCUCUGCACCACAUUACACGGAUACCUCAAGCAGUCAAACUACGGGAUCUAUCUUUGAAGUCACUUUAGCUACAAGUACUAUAUCAAGUAUUACCUCUCAGGAUUCGCCAACUUUCGAUUUAUCGUAUAUUACCUCCCAAUCUUCAAUCUCAUCCACUAGCACUUCAGGAAAUGUUGGUGGAGAAAUUGCUACAUCCAUUACAUCGGUCGACACGUCUAACAUUGACAUUGGGCAAAGUUCUUACGAAUCACCUUCACAAUCUUCGCUGACAACAGCUUCCCAGUUUCAGGUCUCUCAAGAUGGUACAUCCUCUGCUAUGGAAACCGGUUCAGUGCUGAAUGGGCAACCCGAAUCUACUGGGGCGCAAUCAUUUACAUCAGAUAUCGCUUCAGCAACAUCCCUCACUGAAUCCUCAUAUGACAGCAUAGCAACCGAAGAACCCACAAGCUCAAGUAAUCUCGAGACGAUCGAUUCAUCAUCAAAAACCGCCACAGCGACAUAUGACUCCGACUCUUUGUCGAACAGCAUCGCGUCCCAACAGGCUUCGGGCUCAAGUGACUUUCAGACCAAUAUUGGGACCACAUCUUCACCAUUCGAUACCGCCACGUCGACGUUCCUCACAAGCUCGUUAUCUGAUAGCAUGGUAUCCGAACAGCCUACGGUCUCAAAUAACCCCCAGGACACUCACAGUAUCAGCCAGACGGAGACCCUGGAACCUAGUUCUACCAGUUCGGGUACAUCCACUGAUGACACGCAGCCGAAUGACACAGGAUCAGAAUCGCUUAGUUUAAGUGCAACUACGAGAUCAUCUGUCGACCUCAUCUCUGGAACGGAAUCAGAUGGCUCCUUAAGGAUGACUUUAACAACAAGACCAGCUCAGUCGACUGGCUCUUUACUGACUACAGGACAGACGACUGCUGCGAACACUGGCGCACGCUCAUCCUCUGUCGGAGGGAGAACAACAUUUUGGCUUCCAAGUUCCAUUCAGGUUCAAAGUGACCCCACCAGAUCAGGCACUUCGUCCUUCGACCCAGCGGUUACUGCCACUCUGCCUCAACUAAUUGCGCCUCCGACGGCGGUUCCUGUCCCUGAAAACGCCAGCAAGAUCACAGUUGGUUUCAAGAAGAAUUUGAAUUAUGAGUUCCUCGUCAGCAGUUCGACGACCGCUGCCCAAAUUUUCCACUUUCUUCCUUUUGUCCUCUCAUUCCCAUUCGAAGAAAAUGGCACUAAAGACUUUUCAUACAAGAGAAGAGGUACUCUUUUGGUUUCUUCAUUCGAAUUCAACAAUACUACCACGUUGAUGCCGGCUCAGUUUCAUCAAGAAACUGUAACAGGGAUAUCGAAAAGAAGUGACUCCGAGUUUCCCUUUAAUGCAUCUGCAGUGGAUGUCAUCCAGAUUAUGCCAAUGAUAAUCAAAGAUAGGAACUAUCUCACAUCGAUAGCGGUGCUAUAUUUUCCUUCCGCAUAUGUCUCCGAACUACAAUCCAUGGUCUCUGAUGAUACUUCGCAACUGUUUAAUAAUCCUGAUCCAACACUCGACGCGCUUGCUGCUCUGAUUGACCCUUCUAUACCUCUCACCGGUUUGAUUGAUGGUUCUACUGGCUCUCUCAAUGGUGGGAACCCAUCCACUCAAAGUCACUCCCCAUCCAGUCCAUAUAAAUCACAGAGCAGCGAUGACAAUAGCGGUAGUUUAGGAACGGCAACAAAUUCUGGGUUGAGUUCUGCCGUUAAGAAGAGGCUGGUUAUUUACCUGACCUGCCUUGUUUUUGGAACACUACUUUGGAUUCUUGUAUUUAUGUUUCUCUACAAGCAUCUUUAUGGCGGUAGAGUUAUUGCCAAAAGAGCCUACCAAAGAGAUGCAGCGCAGGAAGAAAAACAGCAUUAUAAUUUUGCUGAUAUAACCAGUGUUCAUUCUGCUGAAACUGAGCCCGCAAAUGACAAAAGCGAUGAUGUUCCUCAGGAAAAGGAUGUCGCUAGCGCCUCUCAAUCCAGGUACUCUCUACCAGAAGAUCUUAUGAUCACGGGAGAAAACACUGUUUACAGCGUAUCUCAGGGUCUUCAAUAUUUUGUUGCGGAGGACGGGAGCUUCUACUACGCUGGUCCUUUGCAAUCGACUAGUGAGGAGAAUGAAACAACCAAAGGAGAUUCUGCGGACAUUGAGGACAUAAAUGAUUAUCUCUACUCUGCAGAUCAAGAAAGGUCUAUUGUCACAAAUGAGCAGAGCUCUUGUGACAUCGGAAGUUUGCAAAUUGAUGAAGAAGGUAAUUUUGUUGUUUCUGAUCCUAGCCCAAAUGAAGAAGAGCAUGAGAUUACAUCCAGCAAUUCAGCAACCAUCGAACUUUACAACAACAACAAUUUAUACAAGAUGACAAGAACUGUGAACUCAAAUGAGAUAUCGAGCCCUAGAUAUCUCGAUCAGGACAGUCAAGGGGAAAUAUCUGAUGCGGGCAUGGGACAAGAAGGAAAUCCUGAUUUUCUAAGUUCAACUGAACAAAAUUGGCACAUUUCCAGCCCCGAUGAAUCUGAAAACUUUCCAGGUAGAUCGGUCUUUGGAUUUUACGGCAGUGAUGAUAGCAACAAUAUUGUGCAGUCGCUACCUGCUGAGAAUUGCAUUGAUGAGUAUCUUUAUGUGAGCGGCGAUGACGAUAGCUUACUUGAUAGCCCAUUGGGAGUAAGAAUCGAAGAAAUUGAUGAUGAUGCGGUCGACGUCCACGUUGAUGACUUGGACGAACUGGAUGAAGAGAUGUACAAGAGACGUUCAAAGCUUAUGACCCAGCAACAAAGAACCGAAAAUGGUAUGUUGCAUAUGUCAAGAGUCAUGAAGGCAAAGGCUCAAGGAACCAGAAGGAUAUGA